Talpa occidentalis (Iberian mole) is the source of this 604-nucleotide messenger RNA. RefSeq names its product propionyl-CoA carboxylase alpha chain, mitochondrial-like. Gene Ontology annotation, cellular component: mitochondrion. The annotation marks the transcript as partial. The transcript is spliced from 6 exons. The record is from RefSeq and is a predicted model, not a curated record. Gene Ontology annotation, molecular function: propionyl-CoA carboxylase activity; ATP binding. NCBI's taxonomy places the organism in Eukaryota, Metazoa, Chordata, Mammalia, Eulipotyphla, Talpidae.
GAUCUGCUACAUCACUACCUGGGGUUGAAGUCAGCCUUAGAUCUCAUUCUCUCUGGGAGUACUCUGCUUUCCCUACCCAGUUACGAGAGGCCUUCUAAGGUUGAGCAUCCUGUCACCGAAUGCAUUACUGGUCUGGACCUAGUCCAAGAAAUGAUCCGUGUUGCCAAGGGUUACCCUCUCAGGCACAAACAAGCUGAUAUUCCCAUCAACGGCUGGGCAGUUGAAUGUCGGGUCUAUGCUGAGGACCCCUACAAGUCCUUCGGUUUACCGUCCAUUGGGAGAUUGUCUCAGUACCAAGAACCAGUACAUCUACCUGGUGUCCGGGUUGACAGCGGCAUCCAGCCAGGAAGUGAUAUUAGCAUUUAUUAUGAUCCAAUGAUUUCAAAACUAGUCACCUACGGUUCUGACAGAACGGAAGCACUGAAGAGAAUGGAAGAUGCCCUGGAUAAUUACGUUAUUCGAGGUGUUACACAUAAUAUUUCUUUACUUCGAGAGGUGAUAAUCAACUCACGCUUUGUGAAAGGAGACAUCAACACUAAAUUCCUCGCUGAUGUGUAUCCUGAAGGCUUUAAAGGUUUGUAUGCAUUGGAGUCUUAGUUUAAUA